Messenger RNA from Anoplophora glabripennis (Asian longhorned beetle), 1363 nucleotides. It is a transcript of the gene Dlish, whose product is annotated as SH3 domain-containing protein Dlish. Lineage: Eukaryota; Metazoa; Arthropoda; Insecta; Coleoptera; Cerambycidae. The record is from RefSeq and is a predicted model, not a curated record. Bases 218 to 1273 code for a protein of 351 amino acids. The transcript is spliced from 6 exons. Gene Ontology annotation, molecular function: protein binding.
UGCAGCACCAAUCGCAGCCACCAAAAGGAGCAUGUCACCUUUAGCUACUUUCGUUUCAUUUAACUGUUUUUAUUUACGGGACGAGCAAUCAGCAAUACUUACCUAUCCCGAAAGACAACAUUUGUGAAAAUUAUGAAGGAUAUGGGGUCAAUGAAUUGAGCCCGACUGGAAUAAACUGUCCUUAAACGAUUGGAAAGUAUGUAAACAUUUCACAAAGAUGGCAUUUCUAUGCCCUGUGCGUAUCAGACGUGGAAAAAAGAAAAAAUCCUCCAGUGUAGAUUUGGAAAAGGAGCUGAGCAGGUCCAACAAUGGGGUCACCCCAGGGAUGGGUCGAAUUACGGGCUCCGCGAGUAUUGAGACUUUAGUGAGGGUGGGCAUCGAGAAGGAACAUGGAUUGUCUCCGGACAGUAAAAUGGUAGUUUUGCACGAUUUCACUCCCUGCGUGGAUGAUGAAUUGGAAGUCAAACGUGGACAGAUUGUUAAUAUUUUGUACCGCGAGAACGAUUGGGUGUACGUUAUUGGACUCGACACAAGACAGGAGGGGUUUAUACCCUAUUCAUACUGCACGCCUUACAACAAUCACCUGGCGGAACUGGCCAUCAAGAAGAAAUUGCCCCGAGAAGCCCAUUUAGCAUCCGGGGAUAGCUUAGACACUAACCACGACUGCGAUGGGGCGGGUGUAGACACAAGCGACUGUGAUUCAUUAGGGAAAAAGCACGGAACAGGUGCAGCUUCCCCCAUUAGCAUCCACUCUGAACCGGACAUGAUCCCUUUUUGUAAGGACCCGUCGGGAAGGUACAUCGUACUGUAUACUUUCAUCGCCCGCGAUGAGAACGAUGUGUCGGUAGAGAGAGGGGAAUUUGUCACUGUACUUAACAGAGAAGACCCGGACUGGUACUGGAUCGUGAGGAGUGACGGACAAGAAGGGUUCAUCCCUUCAGGAUUCGUCUAUCCCGCCGAUAAUGUGAUACAAGGGCACCUGAAUUCAACGAAUCAAAACAGCGGUAACAACUUCACCAGUCAGACUAACACUCACACACUAACGAACUCGACCGCCGACGAUUUGCGGUACCACGGCACCGAACUGGUGAUGCUUUACGAUUACAAAGCCCAGGCCCCCGACGAUCUAACCGUCCGACGAGGCGAUUGGAUCUAUGCCGAUCUCAAUAACCAGACGGUCGACGGGUGGUUGUGGGCGUACGCGCCCAAGACUAGGAAGUAUGGGUUCAUACCGAAGGCCUACGCCAGGCCGCCAGCUAUGACCAGCCUAUAACAUUGCCAUGCACCAUGCUCAAUUUUAUUAUUACUUUUUUAAUUUCUUACAUUUUUUUAUAUUCAUAUUUUUGUAAAAAGUAUUUUAUGC